ACGAAUAGUAUUGAGUCACAAGACUGGACGCGAAGACAAUGCAGGCACUCUUUCAAAAUAGCGUAACGCUCGCUACGCAACGUCAUCGAGAGGUGGCGGGAGAACCCGAACGCGCGAUUUUAAACUACACGCUUUCUUCCCUGUCUGCUCUCGUUCUCGCACACCUUCUGCUGCUGCUUCUCGAGCAAGAACGUGGUUGUCAUUGGCUACAUUCGUCGGACGAAUGGUCGGAUGCCCAACUCGCUUCAAGGUUAGCGAUCGAAUAUCUGAUUCGUUGUCUCAGCUGGUGAAUACGUAUCGAGAAAAAUGAUUUCUUCUCCUGUCUCUGCACCUGGAAUCCGACGGAUUUGAGGACUUUUUCGAGAGGAUUUUCUCAUCAGUCUUUUGCGCUUUGAAGAAGAGGUGGAAAGAUGGACGUCGGAGAAGUGAUGAAUAGAACGAGAGCGGAGAAUGCUGUCGACACAAUUGAAUCUCACUUUGCCAAAGCGAUCGCCAACCUGCAGUUUGUGGAGCGCGCUCUGGCCUCGGAAUUGGAUGCCACUUAUCCUAAACAUAUAAAUCCUUAUAAUAUUGUGAACCGCAUCAAGCAGCUGGAAGCGGAGCUUCCAGUACUCUCUAAGGAGUGCCAGCAACUUUUUGCCGCAAAGCAGGAUCUGAUAGAUACAGCCAAAAAGAACCUCGUGCAGAACAGAGCCUUGGUACGGCGCAUGCAAGCGAGGGCAGGUCUCUCAGUGCCAAGCGACUCCGAAGACGCUGUCUACACUUCUUUCAAAGAGAUUCUUAAGGAGUGGAAUCGAAGUGUCCAAUCAAGAGAUCCGUCUGCAACGAAUGGUCACAUAAUGGCGAAGCAUGACUUGAAUGCUACAGUCUUUCAGUCUAAAGCAAGAGCAGUUGACUCAUGAAAGCAGUUUGUAGCCGUCAGUGAAAGAAGGAAUGAGCUAUCAUCUGCAACUGUGCUGUCUGAUUCUGCACACAGCAUCUACAAUCGAUACACACGUUCACUUCAGGCAUGUUUUGUGUUCUGGUAUCAACGAACAUCUUGUGCCUAUGCUAGGCAAUGUUGCUAUUUCAAGGGAGCACUGAGACACGUUGUAGGUGCUUAACACCUUCACUUGUCCAUCAAGGCCUUACAAAGGUCGUAUGUAUAUUUAAUGAGCGAGGCCAAGUCACCAACAUAUAUCCACUUUGCACGCUGUACUCUUACUAGGAACGCCGAAGUCAACGCAACCAAUGUUGCGGUAGUAGAUCUUUGACAGAGUACGGGGCCUUGAGAUUUUCGCGAUCUCUUUAUCUUGUACUCAUCUACUCCGUUGACUUGGCUUUUCAUUCUUGUAAAAUGUUCAUUUCCGAUGAUUUCUUUCAUACAGGCAUUUCCUGAUCGAG
Molecule: messenger RNA, 1383 nt
Organism: Marchantia polymorpha subsp. ruderalis
Lineage: Eukaryota; Viridiplantae; Streptophyta; Marchantiopsida; Marchantiales; Marchantiaceae
Source: the annotation of a GenBank genome assembly